CCUGCCGGGAAGAGGCUUGGUGUCCCCCACGAUGGCGGCCGUGCUAUCGCUGCGAGUGUUGGGCCGGCGGCUGGGUCUCAGCGCUCCAGUGUGCAGGACGUUCUGGGGCGGCCUGAGGAAGAAGGAAAAAGAAGUACAAUCAGACAAAAUAAUUCAUGAAGAGAAAAGUGAACCCAGCUUGAUCUGUCCCCCACCACGCAGCAGAAGCUAUGUUCCUCCGGAGGAUAUACAGAACUAUCUUGAGUCUCGUGUCAAGGCAAUUUUUGGACCCUCACUUCCUGAUAAUUGGCAGCAGACACCCCUCAAAGAAAACAGGUUAAAGUUUCUCCUUUUGGCUCAGCUAGCAGAAGAACUUGAUCAUAUUGUCCCCAAUUCACAACUCCAUCUGAUGCGCACUGCUGAGGAUGUAUUAAAAUUCUACAGCACUCCUGUAAAGGAUAUGUCCAAAUUUGAUGAACUGUGUGCAGCAGAGUUACCCCCAAACCUGAAGAUCGUCUGGGAGCAGUGAGUUGCACCACAGAGCAUUGCAUUGCUCUGAUUAUGUUCCUGAGGCAGGACUGCAGAGCAGAAGCAGAGCCCUUUCACUGCAGUAGCAGCUGAGAAUGUGAAUAUCCCUAAUAAAGGUUCAUUUAGUUGUC
Messenger RNA from Pogoniulus pusillus (Red-fronted tinkerbird), 638 nucleotides. RefSeq names its product mitochondrial ribosomal protein L50 (gene MRPL50). The coding region runs from base 32 to 508 and encodes 158 amino acids. The transcript has 2 exons. Lineage: Eukaryota; Metazoa; Chordata; Aves; Piciformes; Lybiidae. Gene Ontology annotation, cellular component: mitochondrial large ribosomal subunit; mitochondrion. The record is from RefSeq and is a predicted model, not a curated record.